This is a messenger RNA of Linum tenue, 1384 nucleotides long. Lineage: Eukaryota; Viridiplantae; Streptophyta; Magnoliopsida; Malpighiales; Linaceae. The record is from the annotation of a GenBank genome assembly.
CAAAAUCAAUUUCCCUUUUCCUUGAUCAAAGAAAGGCCUAUAUAUUACACAGAGUGUUUCCUUCUCGAUAACUCAUCGGCAAAUGCUCUGUUUCCCCACCCCAUUUUCAAUCUACCUUACCCUGUUUUCCCCCUUAAAAAUCAGCCAUGGAUCCCGAGGCCUGUGAGAGCCAGAGAUCAUCAUCGACGUCUGCAGAGCUGUUCCAAGCUCAAGCCCACAUCUACAGCCACGUCUCCAGCUACAUGAACUCCAUGGCGCUGAGAAGCGCCGUCGAGCUCGGAAUCGCCGACGCAAUCCAAACCCACGGCGGAGCCAUCACUCUGCCCCAGCUCGUUUCCGCCGUCAAAAUCGAUCCCACAAAAUCCGACUACCUCUUACGCCUGAUGCGCAUCCUCGUCCACUCUGGCUUCUUCGCCGAAACAGGGGAUGCUUAUUUGUUAACACCAUCUUCACAAUUGCUGCUCAAAAACCACCCGAAUUCCCUUUCCGCCGUGGUGAAGCUGAUCCCCCGGCUGGAGUUCGUCACUCCCUGUUUCCUGAUGGGAGAUUGGUUGCGGGAGCACGGGGAGAAGACGGCGUUCGAGACGGCCCAUGGGGGGACGCCGUUUUGGGAGUACAGCGAAGGGAACCCUGAAUUCAAUUCCCUGUUCAAUGAAGCCAUGGCGAAUGAUUCUGGGUUGUUGGAGAACUUGGUGGUGGGGGAUUGCGGGCUGGUUUUUCAGGGGAUUGAAUCUCUGGUCGAUGUCGGUGGGGGAACGGGAACGGCCGGCAGGAUCAUAUCGGAGACGUUUCCUGGGAUUCGGUGUAAGGUUCUGGAUCUACCUCAGGUGAUUGGGGAUGGUCGCUUGGCUGAUUCGGAAGGGAACUUGGAGUUUGUUGCAGGGGAUAUGUUUGACCAUGUUCCUUCAGCGCAAGCGGUGCUGCUCAAGUGUGUUUUGCACGAUUGGAACAAUGAAGAGUGUGUGAAGAUCCUGAAGAAAUGCAAGGAAGCCAUUUCAGCCAAAGCAGGGGAGGGAGGGAAGGUGAUAGUCAUUGACAUUGUGGUGAAUGAGAAGAAUGAUGAUCAUGAACUGGCUGGAAUGAAGCUGAGGUUCGACAUGUUGAUGAUGUUGCUGCUGAAAGGGAAGGAGAGGAGUGAAAAGGAAUGGGAGGGGCUGUUUUUGGAAGCUGGUUUCAAGCACUACAAGAUCACUCCUCUGUUUGGUUUUAGCUCACUCAUUGAGGUUUUCCCCUAGCUAGAGUGAAGUUUAAUAAAAACCCAGCCGGACCAAAACUCGCUUUGUUCUUGUCUUGUCUCUGUAAUCGAUUAUUGUGUUCUCGAUUGAUCUUUCCAAUAAGUAAUUUCUUUGGCUUUUAUUUGAGUAUUUAUGAUCAAUCAAGGGGG